CUUCCCCCAUCUCUGCUUCUCCUUCUUCUCCUGCACAGUCCACACUGUUCCUCUGCUCCUCCUCUCGAUCCCCAAAUCCCAAGCUGACCAACCGAGCCCGCGCCCCGCAUGGAGUGGACGGCCCCGAAGCCCGCCACGUCCCCCCCGACCCACCUCCUCUGGGACUGGGGCGACUCCGCCGCGCCGGGCUCCUCCGGCGACGCGGCGGGGAGGCGCGGGAAGGAGAAGCGGGCGAAGGGGGAGGAGGGCGGCGGCGGCGGCGGAGGAGGAGGAGGAGCGGUGGUGAGGUGCCAGGUGGAGGGCUGCGGGGUGGAGCUCCGCGCCGCCAAGGAUUACCACCGGAAGCACCGCGUCUGCGAGGCCCACACCAAGUGCCCCCGCGUCGUCGUCGCCGGCCAGGAGCGCCGCUUCUGCCAGCAGUGCAGCCGGUUCCAUGCCCUGUCGGAGUUUGAUGAGAAGAAGAGGAGCUGCCGGAGGCGACUGUCUGAUCACAACGCUCGACGACGAAAGCAGCAGCCAGAUGCAUUCUCCUUCGCACCUGCAAGGCUGCCAUCAACGUUGAUAUUUGAUGAUAGACGACAAAUAAGUUUUGUCUGGAAUAAAGGUCCACCUAGCCAUGUAAGGCCUUUCGCAUGUUCUCCAUGGGAAAGCCCAUCUGAAUUCAAGCUCUCACAAGUGAAGAACACGAGAGGAGUGUCAACCAAUGGACAAGUUCAUCUGGACAAAUCUCAUCUAUCGAAUGCUGUUCCAACACUGAGUCAUGACAUGGAUGAGCUGUUCCCAGUAAAAGGUCCCGAUGCAUCUUUAGCUGCUUCAAAAUUAGAUGGAGCACCGGAUCUUCAGCAUGCUCUCUCUCUUCUGUCAGCUAGUUCUCGUGGAUUACCUGAUCCUGCACAGCAAGCAUCUUGUCUUGUCCAAUUCUCCGGUGCCAGCCAAAACAGCCGGGGCCUUCAUUCAUCACAUGGAGUGAGCUCUGCGUCGGCACCCUGUGCUGAAGGACAGCCUAUGGCGCCGUCGCCUCACCUCGUCCGUUUUACCGUGGAUGGCACCAGCAGUGGCUAUGACACCACAUUCUUCGGUCUAAACAAGAUAAAUUAAGGCGUGAAAUGUACCGGCCUUUUUGGCUAUUUUGGAUCAAUAGCCAAGAGCUUUUGCAAGAACUGCUUCUCUCGACGGUGUAAAAUCUCACUGUUAAUGUUACCUAGCUACAUCAGCAUUAAUCUGUUUUUGUACAACCCUGCUGUCAACUGUUGGCUCUUCGAAACCAUCGGAUGAAUUUGGACAUGAUUUUGUUUCACAAAUUGUGCCUUAUAUAUUUUUCUUUUCUUCUCCCUGUCAA
Brachypodium distachyon (stiff brome) is the source of this 1339-nucleotide messenger RNA. Its product is annotated as squamosa promoter-binding-like protein 4. Gene Ontology annotation, cellular component: nucleus. The transcript has 4 exons. Gene Ontology annotation, molecular function: DNA binding. The record is from RefSeq and is a predicted model, not a curated record. Bases 109 to 1098 code for a protein of 329 amino acids. NCBI's taxonomy places the organism in Eukaryota, Viridiplantae, Streptophyta, Magnoliopsida, Poales, Poaceae.